GACAUUGGUCAUAUUUUGGUUUAUUAUCAAACUUAGUAAAAUCGAGUGCCCUGAUCACGAAUCUGCUCUUAUUUUUUAUCCAAAACUUUUCCUUCUUGAGUUAUUGAAUGGGGAAUAUUUAAGUAGGCCGCCAUCUUGAAGAAAGUGAAUUAUGCGAAAUUAAUUGAUGACGUCAAGAGCAGGUAACAAAGUAAACAUAUGCGCCAUGAUAUGCGCCAAAAAAUACAAAGCAAGUUUACUCUCUGUGCGUAUAACUUUCUAAAGACUAGACAAUACUGCUCUUUAUGGUGCUCGGCUACAGGUAUCAGACAACGUUAUUGUUGUAAUGAAACGUGUUUAACGGAACUGCAACGUGUCAAAUACCUCAGAUGUUCGGUCUUUUCUUGGCAGCCAAGAAUGACUUCGGCAUGGACGGUAUCACCCAUCACAGGCAUUGAGCAAAAGAGUACAACAUGUUUAACUUCCGUUCCGAUUUGCGGUACGACACUUUGUUGUUAUUGUCGGCCUCACUGGAUCUACACAUCUUUCCCGCACACGCUCAAUAAUAAGGCAUACUCAUGUGGUUACUCACUUCACUUGGCACGCACCUCUCGACGAGACAUGUAUUGCCCAGUCUACGGCUGUAACAGCGAUAGCAAGAAACAAACGGACCCUCCAACGCACUUUUUCACCUUUCCGUCUGGAACAUCAACGACGCAAAAGCAAAGACGAAAAGUGUGGAUAGAAUUUUGCAAGCGAAAAGCGUUCCGACCUUCAUCGUGCACAAGAAUAUGCUCAAAGCAUUUUGAGGAAGACGCGUAUGAACCAGGAGGUUCGCCGCAGUUUCUAGCGCGUCUAGGUUACGGUGAAAAAUUUAUAGCACGGCUGAAAAAGGACGCAGUACCAACAAUUAGUACGGCUGUAGAGGUCGCCACGGAAAAAUCAAGAGCCGCCAGUGUGAGAAGACAACGAGAAAAGGAUAUUGACACUCUUAUACGUGGCGUCGAAAUCGAACAAGAAGAAGCGGGAUGCUCCAAGGCUGGCGAGAGCAUUGAAAUUGAAGGCGAAGCUCAAAUUCCGCCGUCACCUGAAGUAGAGGAACACGAAGCAUCGACCAGCACUGGGUCAAUAGGGUCAAUUCCAAGCACGCUUGCACAGCUUCAACAACCAGUCAGGUCAAAAUCAACGCAAACCAGACCACAAUUGCGAUCGAUAAAGACCCAAACUGUAAUCAACGCGACAUCCCGUUUCUUUGACGAGAAGCAACAAGAAUGUUUAUCAACCGAAACCGAAACGACAGAGGCGAAGCUGGGGAAACCCCAAAGUGUGACAACAACUAGUGGCGCAACUAUCACCGAGCCCGAAAGCGAAGUAGAAGUGAGCAGUGGCAGUGAUAAGUCGGGUGAACAGGACCCUAUGUAUGUGGACAGUGAAAAUCAACCAUCAGAUAGCGAGGAUAGUUUUGAGGAAGAAGAGUCAGCUGUCAAUGUCAUCUUACAGCGGGGAAAACCCCCAGAACAGCAAAUGAAGUUUGUGGUGUUUGAGGACAGUGUCUUGGAUGUGUUUGGCACCUGUUACAUAUGUAAUGGUGAAUGUAUUGUCACGGUGGAGAAACAACGGGGAUCAUUGUGUACAAUUAGAAGCCAAUGCCUGAAGGAAAGCCACCAUUGUUUUGUGUGGGUCACCGGUCCAACUGUGCAUGGUAUGCCUGUAUUCCAUUUGCUGUUGGCAUCAGGUGUUUUAACAACUGGGAUGGAGGCAUCUAAGGUGUUGCGUUUCUUUCAAGCACUGAAAAUCCCAAAUGUGAAACAGCGAGAGUUCUCCAGAAUUUUCAAGUACCAUGUCAUCCCUACAGUCUACGACGUUUGGCAAAAAGAACAAUUGUCUAGACUGGCUGAAGUUGCAAACAAAUCUGUUAUUGUUGCAUAUGACAUGCGGGUCGACAGUCCUGGACAUAGUGGUCUUUUGGGUUCAGGGAGCAUAUUGGAUGCCGAAAGAAACAUCAUCUUGAGUACACAAGUAAUCAAGUCUACUGAGGUAAAGAACUCUAACGCAAUGGAGUUGGAGUCACUGAAGCGGCAGCUAAAGUAUUUAGAAGAAAAUGGUACUAGUGUUUCAAAACUGGUGACAGAUCGCCAUGGGCAAGUGUCUAGCUAUAUGGCAAAUGAACGACCGCAAGUUGAACAUUGCUAUGAUGUGUGGCAUGUAGCAAAAGGAGAGAAGAAAAGAUUGACAAAGCUUGCCAAGAAAAAGAAAUUCAAAUUGAUUGGGCCAUGGAUUGGUUCAAUUAUAAACCACAUCUACUGGGUUGGGAACUCCAGUGAAACUGCUGAUGAGCGAGAGGAGAAAUGGCGCAGUAUCAUCAAUCACAUUGCCAACAUACAUGAACAUGAAGGGCAUGUGAUCUUCAUGGAAUGUGAACAUGAUGUGAUUGAAAGAGCCUGGCUUAAACAAGGGUCUGCAGCCUACAAAAAGCUGGCAGAGGUACUGACAAGACCACGUCUCAUUGCGGCAAUCAGGAAAUUGUCCCAGUAUCAUCAAACAUCAGGGUUGGAGGCCAAGCAUGCACUGGAUAAUCUUCUUGCUUCAAAGAAUACCUAUCAUUCUUAUCAUUCACUGAGUGCACGGUUAUUCUGUGCAAAUCUACAUUAUAAUGAAAACAGCAAACGUAAACAAGCAACAAAAGCUGACGGCACUGCUCAAUGGGCAAUUGUUUAUCCAAAAGCUUUUAAAGGCGAAAAAGCUGUUGCCAAACCAUUGAAAGAGAAGCCUACUUAUGGAUACAUAGAUGUUAUAAUGAGUCAAGUUGUACAAAAUAGAAUCAAAUACAGUACUUUGAAGAAAGCUAGAGUUCAUGCAGAGAAGGUGUUGCCAGUCGAGCCACAAUCUCUGGUGCAAAAGUACUUGGGCGGAAAGGAAGGGCCAUCUAAACAGCAAGUGGUGGACAGCAGGAAGUCGCGGUUUUCGAAGCCAGCUUUACCUGUAAGUAAAGAGCAUGGUCCAAAUCACACACCUUGUGUAUGUAAAGGAAAAUGUGCCACUAAGAAAUGUAGUUGCAGGGCUGAUGAGCUAAUGUGUGAUACUAAUUGUAAAUGCAAAGUAGACAAGUGUAAGAAUCGUGAGUGAACAUAAUAUUAUUGUCCAUUUUUAGUUAGUUGAUUGGUCCCACCAUAGUAGGGUGGUGAUACAUUUACUGCCUGCCUGGCUCUUCUUGGGCUAAAAUAAUCUUAUCUGUACAAUAGAUUAUAGAUGUAUAUAUAAAUAUCGUAUUUAUUUCAUUAAUAUUUGUGUUUGUUUUUCAUUGGAAGAGGCCUAGGCUGAAAAUCUUCCAGG
Dendronephthya gigantea is the source of this 3312-nucleotide messenger RNA. RefSeq lists its product as uncharacterized. Lineage: Eukaryota; Metazoa; Cnidaria; Anthozoa; Malacalcyonacea; Nephtheidae. The transcript is spliced from 8 exons. Bases 199 to 3105 code for a protein of 968 amino acids. The record is from RefSeq and is a predicted model, not a curated record.